This is a messenger RNA of Arabis nemorensis, 2142 nucleotides long. Lineage: Eukaryota; Viridiplantae; Streptophyta; Magnoliopsida; Brassicales; Brassicaceae. The record is from the annotation of a GenBank genome assembly.
AUGACUUCCAUCUUCUCCGUUUCCGACUCCACUUUUGGCCAACUUGUUGAGAACGUCAAGAAACCAGCCAUUGGAGACGAGAGUCCAGUACUCGAACCCUUGAACCGGGACGAAGAAGAAGACGAUGAUCUCAUGCGUACUAAUGUUCCUUUCGUUCUUUCUUUCGACAAUCUCACAUACAGCGUCUCUGUUCCCCGGAAACCAGAGUUCAGCAAUCUCAUUCCGUGGCGGAAAACAGAGGAUCCUGAGAUUCCUCAAACCGGAAAAGCGAGUACUAAAACCCUUCUUGAUAACAUCUCAGGAAACACUCGAAAUGGAGAGAUCAUGGCUGUUCUCGGAGCAAGUGGUUCGGGGAAAUCAACACUGAUCGAUGCAUUGGCGAAUCGGAUUGCUAAAGGAAGCUUGAAAGGAACGGUGAAGCUAAACGGAGAAACUCUUCAAUCUCGUAUGCUAAAAACUAUAUCAGCUUAUGUGAUGCAAGAUGAUCUCCUCUAUCCAAUGCUUACCGUCGAAGAAACCCUAAUGUUCGCUGCCGAUUUUCGCCUUCCAAGGAGUUUACCUAAAUCGAAGAAGAAGCUUCGUGUUCAAGCUUUGAUUGAUCAAUUAGGGAUCAGAAACGCAGCUAAAACGAUCAUCGGAGACGAAGGUCACCGUGGAAUCUCCGGUGGUGAAAGGCGACGUGUUUCGAUUGGAAUCGAUAUCAUCCAUGACCCGAUUCUUCUCUUCCUCGAUGAACCGACCUCUGGUUUGGACUCGACGAGUACGUUCAUGGUGGUUAACGUGUUGAAGAAGAUAGCUCAGAGUGGCAGUAUCGUAAUCAUGUCGAUUCACCAGCCGAGUCACAGAGUUCUCGGAUUGCUUGACCGUUUGAUCUUCUUGUCUCGUGGCCAAACCGUAUACAGCGGAUCUCCGGCGAGUCUUCCGCGUUUCUUCUCAGACUUCGGAAGUCCGAUACCGGGGAACGAGAACACAACGGAAUUCGCGCUCGAUCUCAUCCGUGAGCUUGAAGGAUCCGCCGGAGGAACAAGACGAUUAGUCGAAUUCAACAAAAAAUGGCAAGAAAUGACUCCUUCGUCAUCACUGCACCCAAAUCUAACCCAAAAAGAAGCAAUCACCGCAAGUAUAAGCAGAGGAAAGCUAGUCUCCGGCGGAGAAUCCAUCGGAACCACCACCAACACCACAACCCUAGCCAUCCCUGCAUUCGCAAACCCGAGCUGGAUCGAAAUCAAGACUCUCUCGCAACGGUCAAUGCUCAAUUCUAGAAGACAACCAGAGCUCAUCGCAAUCAAACUGGUCACCGUCUUUAUCACCGGAUUCAUCUUAGCCACCGUCUUCUGGCGAUUAGAUAAUUCCCCAAAAGGAAUUCGAGAGCGACUAGGGUUCUUCGCAUUCGGCAUGUCAACAAUGUACUUCACUUGCGCCGAAGCACUCCCAGAUUUUCUCCAAGAACGUUACAUCCUCAUGAGAGAAACUGCAUAUAACACUUACCGGAAAUCCUCCUACGUUCUUUCUCACGCCAUUGUUGCUUUCCCGUUGCUCGUCGUCCUCACUGUAGUUUUCGCAGGGACGACGUUUUGGGCAGUAGGCUUAGACGGAGGCUCAAUGGGAUUUUUGUUCUACUGUCUGAUCAUCUUAGCCUCUUUCUGGUCAGGUAGCUCCUUCGUCACGUUUCUAUCAGGAAUUGUUCCUAAUGUGUUGAUAGGUUACACAAUCCUCUUCGCCAUUUUAGCCUACGUCUUGUUGUUUAGUGGAUUCUUCAUCAACAGAGACCGAAUACCUGAUUACUGGAUUUGGUUUCAUUACCUGUCCCUGGUGAAAUAUUCAUACGAAGCGGCUUUGCAGAACGAGUUUUCGGAUGCGACCAAGUGUUUUUCCAGAGGAGUUCAGACUUUCGACAAUACUCUGUUAGAGAAAUUGUCGUACGAAAUGAAGCUGAGCCUGCUUGAUACGGCGAGCCAGUCGCUCGGGACGAGGAUAACAAGCUCGACGUGUUUGACCACUGGCGCGGACAUUCUCAAGCACCAAGGAGUGACUCAGAUCAGCAAAUGGCAUUGCUUGCUUAUCACGGUAGCUUUCGGGUUCCUUUUUAGGGUUUUGUUUUACUUCUCUUUGUUGCUUGGAAGCAAAAACAAGAGGAAAUAA